GAGAAAAUUUCCAUGUAUCAAAACCACGUAGUAACACGUUCAAUGAAAGCGACACAGUCACGCAUAAAAUAUUUCCUCUCUAAUACGAUACUUUCUCAUCAUCCUCCUUCGUGUAGAAAACUUUAGUCUCACUUGAAGCACUUUACAAAUAAACAAAGUAAGAAACAUGCAUUAUCUCUUUUAGGUAAUCAGUUACUAAAAUGGCCUCAGCAUUGACCAGGGAUGAAGUGGCCAUAUCAACCAGCAGUCGUCGGAGUUGGACGUCGACGAGUUUCAGGGACGUAUGGACGGCGACAACAACAGCUCUUCCAGACGUGUUCGAGCGGAGUGACCGACAUACACUGGAAGAUGACGAAUAUCACCUCACUUGGGCAGCCAUUGAACGGUUGCCUACUUUUGAGCGCAUGAGAAAAGGUGUAAUGAAACAUGUUGCUGAAAAUGGAAAAGUUAUGCAUGAUGAAGUUGAUGUUGCUAAACUUAGUUUACAUGACAAAAAAAUCUUGUUGGAUAGUAUCCUCAAGAUUGUUGAAGAAGAUAAUGAUAAAUUCCUCUACAAACUUAGAGAUAGACAAGACAGAGUGGGGAUUGAAAUUCCGAAAAUUGAAGUUCGUUAUGAGAAUUUAUCUGUGGAAGGUGAUGUGUAUGUUGGAAGUAGAGCGCUUCCUACUCUUCUCAAUGUCACAAUCAAUACAUUGGAGAGUAUUUUUGGAUUGUUUCGUCUUGCACCUUCCAAGAAAAGAGAGAUUCAGAUUCUCAAAAAUGUUAGUGGGAUUGUGAAACCAUCAAGAAUGACACUCCUUUUGGGUCCACCAGGUUCCGGGAAAACAACGUUGCUUCUCGCACUUGCAGGAAAACUUGAUCCUCAUUUAAGAGCUUCUGGGAAAAUCACUUAUUGUGGUCAUGAGCUAAAUGAAUUUGUUGCUGCAAAAACUUGUGCUUAUAUUGGUCAGCAUGACAUUCACUAUGGAGAAGUUACGGUGAGAGAGACAUUGGAUUUUUCGUCGCGUUGUUUAGGUGUUGGCAAUAGGUAUGAUAUGUUGAUGGAGCUCUCAAGAAGAGAGAGAGAAGCUGGAAUCAAACCAGACCCUGAGAUUGAUGCUUUCAUGAAGGCUACUGCAUUAUCAGGCCAAAAAACCAGUUUUGUAACUGAUUAUGUUCUCAAGAUGCUUGGAUUGGAUAUUUGUGCUGACAUUAUGGUUGGUGAUGAAAUGAGAAGGGGUAUCUCUGGAGGACAAAAGAAGCGUGUAACAACAGGGGAAAUGCUGGUAGGACCAGCAAAAGCACUUUUUAUGGAUGAAAUAUCAACAGGAUUAGAUAGUUCAACGACUUUCCAAAUAUGCAAGUUCAUGAGACAAAUGGUUCAUAUAAUGGAUGUAACUGUAGUCAUUUCUCUUUUACAACCAGCGCCUGAGACAUUUGAACUGUUUGACGAUAUUAUUCUACUUUCAGAAGGUCAAAUUGUCUACCAAGGACCGCGCGAAAAUGUGUUAGAGUUCUUUGAAUACACAGGUUUUAGGUGCCCAGAUAGAAAAGGUGUCGCUGAUUUCUUACAAGAAGUAACAUCAAAAAAAGAUCAAGAACAAUACUGGUCGAGAAGAGAUGAACCUUAUAGAUAUGUUUCAGUUCCUGAAUUUGUUGAUUCUUUUAGUUCAUUUCAUAUUGGAGAGCAACUUGUGACAGAGCUUAUGGUUCCUUAUAAUAAGAGACAAACUCACCCAGCUGCAUUAGUGAAAGAAAACUAUGGUAUUUCAAAUUGGGAUCUAUUUAUGGCGUGCUUUUCAAAAGAAUGGCUUCUUAUGAAGAGGAAUGCCUUUGUUUAUGUGUUCAAAACAAUACAGAUAACAAUCAUGUCUGUUAUUACUUUUACUGUGUUCUUUAGAACAAAAAUGCCGGUUGGAACGGUUCAAGAUGGACAAAAAUUCUAUGGUGCACUAUUCUUUACACUGAUAAAUGUGAUGUUUAAUGGGUUGGCAGAACUCGCCAUGACAGUUUCGAGGCUUCCUGUUUUCUACAAACAAAGGGAUUUCAAGUUUUACCCUGCAUGGGCAUUUGGAUUACCUAUAUGGAUUCUUAGGAUCCCUAUCUCCUUUCUGGAAUCAUUGAUAUGGAUUGUCCUUACGUAUUUUACAAUUGGGUUUGCUCCUUCUGCUAGCAGAUUUUUUCGACAAUUCUUGGCAUUGUUUGGCAUUCAUCAGAUGGCUCUCUCCUUGUUUCGGUUCGUCGCCUCAAUUGGUAGAUCACUAGUUGUUGCUAAUUCAUUAGGUACAUUGACAGUGUUAGUGGUAUUUGUUCUGGGAGGGUUCAUUGUUGCCAAAGAUGAUAUUAAGCCAUGGAUGAUUUGGGGCUACUAUAUAUCUCCUGUUAUGUAUGGCCAGAAUGCCUUAGCAAUUAAUGAAUUCUUAGACAAAAGAUGGAGUAAACCAAAUACAGACACAAGAAUUGAUGCACCAACAGUUGGAAAAGUACUUCUCAAAUCCAGAGGCCUGUAUACAGAAGAUUAUUGGUAUUGGAUAUGCAUUGGAGCCUUGGUUGGGUUUUCUCUUCUCUUCAACCUUUUCUUCAUUCUCGCAUUAACUUAUUUGAAUCCGUUCGGUGAUUCGAAAGCAGUCACUGCGGAUGAAGAUGACAAGAAGAAUGAAAGUUCACCCUCUAGGCACCAUCCCCUUGAAGAAACAGGUACCAACAUGGCAGUAAGAAAUUCUUCAGAUACUAUGAAUUCAUCAAACCAUGAACCGGAAAGAGGAAUGGUUCUACCAUUUCAACCUCUUUCAAUGGCAUUCAAUCAUAUAAAUUACUAUGUAGACAUGCCAGCAGAAAUGAAGAGUCAAGGAGUCAAUAAGGAUAAACUUCAACUACUACAAGAUGUUAGUGGUGCUUUUAGACCAGGAAUAUUAACAGCACUUGUAGGUGUUAGUGGUGCUGGAAAGACAACCCUCAUGGAUGUAUUGGCUGGAAGAAAAACAGGUGGAUACAUUGAAGGAAAUAUCAGCAUAUCAGGUUACCAAAAGAACCAAACAACAUUCGCUCGAAUAAGCGGUUACUGUGAACAGAACGAUAUUCAUUCUCCACAUGUUACUGUCUAUGAAUCACUACUGUUUUCGGCGUGGCUUCGUCUUCCUUCAGAUGUAAAGACACAAACUCGAAAGAUGUUUGUCGAAGAAGUUAUGGAGUUGGUAGAGCUUAAACCACUUAGAGAUGCUCUUGUGGGCCUUCCAGGUGUGGAUGGUCUGUCAACAGAACAAAGGAAAAGGCUUACUAUUGCUGUGGAACUGGUUUCCAACCCUUCAAUCAUCUUCAUGGAUGAACCAACUUCAGGCCUCGAUGCUAGAGCCGCUGCUAUCGUUAUGCGAACCGUGAGGAACACGGUAGACACGGGGAGAACAGUUGUGUGCACAAUUCAUCAACCAAGCAUAGACAUUUUUGAAGCUUUUGAUGAGCUAUUGUUGAUGAAAAGAGGAGGACAAGUUAUCUAUGCAGGGCCUCUUGGUCGCUACUCACAUAAGCUUGUAGAAUAUUUUGAAGCUAUCUCAGGGGUACAAAAAAUCAAGGAUGGUUAUAAUCCGGCCACAUGGAUGCUUGAGGUCAGCUCUGCUUCAAUUGAGGCUCAAUUAGAUGUAGAUUUUGCAGACAUUUAUAACAAUUCUACCCUUUACCAGAGGAAUCAAGAACUUAUAAAGGAGCUCGGUACUCCUGCACCGGAUUCGAAGGACUUGUAUUUCCCAACCAAAUAUUCACAAUCAUUUUUUGUUCAAUGCAAAGCUAACUUUUGGAAACAAAAUUUGUCCUACUGGAGACAUUCUCAAUAUAAUGCCGUCCGAUUUUUCAUGACCAUACUCAUUGGAAUAUUGUUUGGUCUAAUAUUUUGGAAGCAAGCCAAAAAGACAAAAACACAACAAGAUUUACUGAAUCUUUUGGGAGGCAUGUACUCUGCCGUGCUUUUUCUUGGCGCAACAAAUGCUUCAGCGGUACAACCAGUUGUUUCUAUUGCAAGAACUGUCUUCUAUCGAGAAAGAGCUGCAGGCUUGUAUUCUGCAUCACCCUAUGCAUUUGGUCAGGUGGCAGUUGAGACAAUUUAUAAUGCAAUUCAAACAGCCAUUUUCACACUAAUCUUUUACCCCAUGAUUGGGUUUGAAUGGAAGGUGGCAAACUUCUUAUGGUUUUAUUACUACAUUCUGAUGAGUUUUAUCUACUUCACAUUGUACGGAAUGAUGCUUGUUGCAAUAACAUCAGACCAAAUUGUUGCUUCCAUUUGCAUGGCUUUCUUUAUGAGUUUUUGGAACUUAUUCUCUGGCUUCAUCAUUCCUAGGAUGCAAAUUCCUGUAUGGUGGAGAUGGUACUACUGGGCUUCUCCUGUUGCAUGGACAAUAUAUGGCCUUAUAACAUCACAAUUAGGUGACAACAAUACAGAAAUAGUGAUACCAGGAGCAGGAAGCAUGGAAGUGAAGGAAUUCUUGAAACAAAGUUGGGGUUAUAAUCAUGAUUUCCUUCCACAAGUUGCUGUUGCUCAUAUAGGAUGGGUUGUCCUCUUUGCAUUUGUCUUUGCCUUCGGCAUCAAAUUCUUCAACUUCCAGAAAAGAUAGAAUCAUACCAUAGAUAUCAGCUUAAAAGUUACAUGUUAUGUUUUCUUAUAGGUAUUCACUCAUUAAUUCAAUAAAUAAAGCUUUAGGAAUCUCCUUUUUGA
Molecule: messenger RNA, 4681 nt
Organism: Lathyrus oleraceus (garden pea)
Lineage: Eukaryota; Viridiplantae; Streptophyta; Magnoliopsida; Fabales; Fabaceae
Product: ABC transporter G family member 39
Exons: 20
Coding region: 201-4580 (1459 amino acids)
Cellular component (GO): membrane
Molecular function (GO): ABC-type transporter activity; ATP binding; ATP hydrolysis activity
Source: RefSeq, a predicted model, not a curated record